AUGUCGAACAGUGCUCUAGCACCCUUAUCGGACCAUGAAUUGACCAAGCUGGGCAAUUUGGCAAUUGAGGCAAAGACCAUGGCAUACUGCCCAUACUCCAACUUCCGCGUCGGCGCCUCGGUCCUCCUCUCGGACGGGACAUUCCACACGGGCGCCAACGUCGAAGUGGCCGCGACGCCCGUGGGCAUCUGCGCCGAGCGUUGCGCCAUCGCCCCGAUCGUGGCCUCGAUGCCCCGUCCCGCGAUGCCCGUCAUCCGCGCCAUCGGCGUAGCGACGGAUAUUUUCCCGCCGGCCUCGCCCUGCGGCAUGUGUCGACAGUUCAUCAACGAGUUCGCCACCUCGCGGGAUUUGCCCAUCUAUAUGUACGGCAAGGACGGGCUGGAGGGGGAGGUCGUGCGGAGGACGAUUGGCGAGCUGUUGCCCAUGAGCUUCGGGCCGAAUGAUAUGGAGAGGAAUCCGGGGAAGAAGGAAGGGAUCGGGCUAGGGAAGACGGUGGAAGGAUAG
Fonsecaea erecta is the source of this 504-nucleotide messenger RNA. RefSeq names its product cytidine deaminase. The record is from RefSeq and is a predicted model, not a curated record. Lineage: Eukaryota; Fungi; Ascomycota; Eurotiomycetes; Chaetothyriales; Herpotrichiellaceae. Gene Ontology annotation, molecular function: zinc ion binding; cytidine deaminase activity. The transcript is spliced from 2 exons. Bases 1 to 504 code for a protein of 167 amino acids. Gene Ontology annotation, cellular component: cytosol.